GCAGAACUGCCUGCGAACUGGGAACUGGGAGCUGGGUCUAGAAGAAUUCUUACUCGGAGCCGAAAUACCAAAUACAAAGCUAUCCUUCAUCGGGACCCGCAGCAGUCGGAAUACUCGUCGAGAAACUUCGGGAUGGAACGCUGGCAUGAUCGCGUGGCGGUGGUCACAGGUGCCAGUUCCGGGAUCGGAGCUGCCGUGGCUCGCCACUUGGUGAGUGCGGGGGUCAUUGUUGUGGGUCUGGCCCGGCGGGUCGACCGCAUGGAGGCCAUUAAGGACCAACUGCCGCCGGAGCUGCAGGGCCGCCUGCACGCCAUCCACUGCGAUGUCGGAGAUCUGGACUCUGUGACGGCGGCUUUUGACUGGAUCGAGGAGCAGCUCGGCGGCUGCGACAUCCUGGUGAACAACGCGGGCUGCCUGAACCCCGGACAACUUCUCACCCUGGAGCUGGAGCAGCUGCAGCAGGUCCUGAACGUGAACCUCAUGGGCGUGAUCAUCUGCACCCGCCGCGCCUUUCGCUCCAUGCAGCAACGUGAGGUGGAUGGCCAUGUGGUGCUCAUCAACAGCCUCACGGGCCGCAACAUCAUCAAUCCGCCCGGUGACGAGCUGCAGGUGCUCAACAUGUAUCCGCUUACCAAGCACGGGGUUACGGCCCUGCUGGAGGUCCUGCGACAGGAGCUGCGCGGAUUCAAGACCAAGAUCAAGGUCACGAGCAUCACUCCAGGAGUGACCGACACGGAGAUCCUGCCCUCCGGCUACGGCGUUUUGCCGAUGCUAAAGCCGGACGACAUCGCCGCGGGCAUCAUGUACGCGCUGGGCACCCCUCCACAUGUCCAGGUGCACGAGCUGACCAUUAAGCCGCUGGGAGAGCCCUUCUAAGGCCGUCCCAGGAUGUUAUUGCGAUAAUGGUGAGAAGAUCGUGCGCAGCCAAUAAAGCGGCGACUGAAAUUGAA
This is a messenger RNA of Drosophila teissieri, 950 nucleotides long. Its product is annotated as farnesol dehydrogenase. The record is from RefSeq and is a predicted model, not a curated record. Lineage: Eukaryota; Metazoa; Arthropoda; Insecta; Diptera; Drosophilidae. The transcript is spliced from 2 exons. Bases 133 to 876 code for a protein of 247 amino acids.